Messenger RNA from Catharus ustulatus (Swainson's thrush), 2027 nucleotides. RefSeq names its product chromosome 18 C12orf76 homolog (gene C18H12orf76). NCBI's taxonomy places the organism in Eukaryota, Metazoa, Chordata, Aves, Passeriformes, Turdidae. The transcript has 2 exons. The coding region runs from base 16 to 201 and encodes 61 amino acids. The record is from RefSeq and is a predicted model, not a curated record.
GCUGUGUCGGGCGCGAUGGGGCUGGCGGCGGCGCGGGGCUGGGCGCUGUCCCCGCUGUCCCCGGGCCCGGCGGAGCGCAGCCGGCCCUACGCUGUGCUGCAGCACCAGAACCUGGUGCUGCUGGGCAGCAUCCUCAGCGCUCUCCUGCUCACCAUCAUCCUCAUGGCCAUCUGUGUCUACCGGCCCGUCCGGCGGCGGUAGCGGAGCGAGAGAAUGCAUCGAGAGGAUGCUGCAUCCCACCCGGUUCUGCCAGCUGGUACCAACCAUCCCAGCACCGCUUCAGUCCUGCCGGUUCUCCCGGGGCAUCCAGAGAAUGCUGCAUCCCACCUGGUACCCACCAUCCCGGCUCUACUCCGGUCCAGCCCGGUUCUCCUCUCCGGUACCCACCAUCCCGGCUCUGCUUCGGUCCCGCCCGGUUCUCCUCUCCGGUACCCACCAUCCCGGCACUGCUCCGGUCCCGCCCGGUUCUCCCGUCUGGUACCCACCAUCCCGGCACUGCCCCGGUCCAGCCCGGUUCUCCUCUCCACCAUCCCAGCUCUGCCCCGGUCCCGCCCGGUUCUCCUCUCCACCAUCCCGGCACUGCUCCGGUCCAGCCCGGUUCUCCUCUCCGGUACCCACGGUCCUGCCGCCGCUCCCCUGAGCUGCUGGGGAUGCGCUGAGGAUGCGAGCGCGGCUUUUCGCCCAUCUCUGCCCGUGCUGUAUCACCUGGCUCCAUCGUGAUGUGGCUUCCAGCAGUGGUGGUGCCGGGCGCUGGGAAUCUCCCCCUCCCUCAGCAAACACUCCUGGAGCUGCUCGAGGUGUGUCCGCAGCAAACCCGUCUGGCUCGGAGCAGGGGCUGGAGCAACGCUCCUGCUUCCCAAAUCCCAGCGUUUUGGCGAGGCUGAUCCGACACCGAUGUGUUUGAGACCAUCCCUGGGACGUGCAGGGCCUGGGUUGUCACAAGAACGAGGCGAGAUUUGGGGACAUUGUCCGAGGAGCAGCUCCACGUGCUCAGUUACACCACCGCUACUUUUUGCUUUCUGAUUAAUUCAGGUCCUCGUUUGAACGCUGAGUCCUGGGGGUUGGACGGGGUUUGGAGCAACCUGGGGUAGUGGGAGUGUCCCUGUCAGGGCAGGGGGUAGAACAGGAUGAGCUUUAAGGUCCCAUUUAAAAAUAUUCCAAAGGUAAAAGCUCGGUGACCCAGCCAGCAGUGGGUGGGGGUCUGGUCCGUUCCUGCCUCUGAGCAGAAACGCUGAUGUGUGACUGAUCCUGCUGUGAUUUUCCCGUGCCAGGCUUCUCCUUCCCAACGUUAUUUGCUUUAACUCCUGGCUAAAAAGCCCCAGAUAGCCUCCCAUCACACCAGCCCUGUUGGGAACUGGGGUGCAGGUGAGGGAUUCCAGCACGUGCUGGUCGCUGUCCUCCUGCAAACAGGAGCCUCCAAAGGUCUGCAAGCCAGGCAGAUGCUCUGGAAAUGUUUGAGCUCCAGCCAGACCCAUUUUAUGCAGUUUCAGUAACAAGUGUUUACACUGAAUCCCAUUUCCAUACCAAUGCUGCUAUUUUGUUUUGCACUGCUACAAGUAGUAACUGGAUUUUACUAAUUAUUACUUUGAUAUUUAACAUAGGGGUGUUUUGCUUAGUAAUUUAUUUAGAGUUUUAAAAUGUUAACUUUCAGCAUUAAUUGUUGUUGACCUGUUCCCAAGCCCUUGUGCUGCAUCUGAGGUGUUUUCUGUUUUGUUUGAAGGACACAGGGAUUUUUUUUUUCUGUUUUGUGAAAUGACAGAGUGAGCCUGCCCUUGAACAGAUGGAGCUGUUAAUCCAAGAGUGAGGCAGCAAGCAGCACUGUUCUAUUGCUUUCUGAUCCCUGUGUUCCUGAUUUUUCUCGCUCCUUCAUCGCUGUGAAGCCUGGCCUGCAGCCUGUGCUGCUCGUGGGGGUGGAUGGUGAAGCUCCCAGCCCCAGCUCUGCAUUCCCAGGAGCAGAAUUCCUGUUUGCUCUCAUUCCUCACUCCCUGCUAUGCCUCUUUGUACAAAUAAAAACGCUCAGUAAACAA